CUGGAUGCUCGGUAUUGGCUCUAGAAUCGAUCACGUCCGGCUGCGGGUUUUUCAUUUCAUCCUCUCCCCCCAGUUUUUACCAGGGACCCCGCCCUUGCAAGGUCAGAAAGAGCCUGUUUGCAUUUAUCUUUUGCGUGUGAGAAAGGCCUAGGUUUUGCCAUGAGGGAGAUCGUGCACGUUCAGGCGGGGCAGUGUGGAAACCAGAUUGGAGCAAAAUUCUGGGAAGUGAUCUCUGACGAGCACGGAAUCGACCCAACUGGCACCUACCACGGCGACUCCGACCUCCAGUUGGAGAGAAUCAACGUCUACUACAAUGAAGCAUCUGGAGGUAAAUAUGUUCCCCGUGCCAUACUGGUCGACUUGGAGCCCGGAACUAUGGACUCCGUGAGAUCCGGACCUUUCGGUCAGCUCUUUAGACCAGAUAACUUUGUGUUCGGUCAGAGCGGAGCUGGCAACAACUGGGCCAAAGGUCACUACACAGAGGGCGCUGAACUGAUUGAUUCCCUUCUUGACGUCAUCCGAAAAGAGGCCGAGAGUUGCGACUGUCUUCAAGGAUUCCAGCUGACACACUCGCUAGGUGGCGGCACUGGUUCCGGUAUGGGCACUCUGCUCAUCAGCAAGAUCCGCGAAGAGUACCCAGACAGAAUUAUGCUCACAUUUUCUGUCGUCCCAUCACCUAAGGUAUCAGACACAGUUGUGGAGCCCUAUAACGCUACCCUCUCAGUCCAUCAGCUGGUUGAGAACACAGACGAGACAUACUGUAUCGACAACGAGGCUCUGUACGACAUCUGCUUCCGUACACUGAAACUGACCACCCCAACCUACGGUGACUUGAACCAUCUGGUGUCUGCUACCAUGUCCGGAGUCACAACCUGUCUCAGAUUUCCUGGUCAACUGAACGCUGAUCUUCGUAAACUAGCAGUCAACAUGGUUCCAUUCCCACGUCUCCACUUCUUCAUGCCAGGCUUUGCUCCACUUACCUCCCGUGGAAGCCAGCAGUACCGCGCACUGACAGUCCCUGAGCUCACCCAGCAGAUGUUUGAUGCCAAGAAUAUGAUGGCUGCCUGUGAUCCACGUCAUGGCCGUUAUCUCACUGUUGCUGCCAUCUUCCGUGGCCGUAUGUCCAUGAGGGAGGUUGAUGACCAGAUGUUGAACGUCCAGAACAAGAAUAGCAGCUACUUCGUCGAAUGGAUCCCAAAUAACGUGAAGACAGCCGUCUGCGACAUCCCACCACGUGGUCUCAAGAUGUCUGCCACCUUCAUUGGCAACAGCACUGCUAUCCAGGAGCUGUUCAAACGGGUCUCCGAGCAGUUCACUGCCAUGUUCAGGCGAAAAGCCUUCCUCCACUGGUACACUGGUGAGGGUAUGGAUGAGAUGGAGUUCACUGAGGCAGAGUCCAACAUGAACGACUUGGUCUCUGAGUACCAGCAGUACCAGGAUGCCACCGCCGAGGAAGAGGGAGAGUUUGACGAGGAGGAAGUGGAUGAAGAACCAGUUGCAUAAGCUAUAACUAGAACAGUUGUCUUGAUGGUUUAAUGUGCCACUCGAUGGAGACGUGGCCUUAUUAAUGCAUGCAGAAACUAUUUAUCAUGUUCAUCUAGUCGUGUCUUCCACUACACGUGGCUAUUCAAUGUGUAUUGUUAAUCAUGUAGGAAACAAACUUUACAAACUUCGUUUGGAUUUUGUUUAGUUUUUUCUAUUUUACGUCGUGACAGACAUGUUUGUUGUUUCUGUUCCUUGUUUGUUUUGCAUUAAUAACUACAUAAUCUAAUAAAUUUGAUUUCAAA
This is a messenger RNA of Gigantopelta aegis, 1787 nucleotides long. Its product is annotated as tubulin beta chain-like. The record is from RefSeq and is a predicted model, not a curated record. Gene Ontology annotation, biological process: microtubule cytoskeleton organization; mitotic cell cycle. Gene Ontology annotation, cellular component: microtubule; cytoplasm. The coding region runs from base 160 to 1503 and encodes 447 amino acids. NCBI's taxonomy places the organism in Eukaryota, Metazoa, Mollusca, Gastropoda, Neomphalida, Peltospiridae. Gene Ontology annotation, molecular function: GTP binding; structural constituent of cytoskeleton; GTPase activity. The transcript is spliced from 4 exons.